Lachancea thermotolerans CBS 6340 is the source of this 1707-nucleotide messenger RNA. It is a transcript of the gene HSP60, whose product is annotated as chaperone ATPase HSP60. Lineage: Eukaryota; Fungi; Ascomycota; Saccharomycetes; Saccharomycetales; Saccharomycetaceae. Bases 1 to 1707 code for a protein of 568 amino acids. Gene Ontology annotation, molecular function: ATP-dependent protein folding chaperone; ATP binding; protein-folding chaperone binding. Gene Ontology annotation, biological process: protein refolding; protein import into mitochondrial intermembrane space; mitochondrial unfolded protein response. The transcript has a single exon. The record is from RefSeq and is a predicted model, not a curated record. Gene Ontology annotation, cellular component: mitochondrial matrix; mitochondrial inner membrane.
AUGUUGAGAGCUACUAGAGGCGCUUUGAACAAGCGCAUCGGGUCGGUGCUACGUCGUAACUACUCGAUGCACAAAGAACUCAAGUUCGGCGUGGAAGGAAGAGCCGCGCUUUUGAAGGGUGUGGAGACACUGGCUGAGGCCGUCUCGGCAACCCUGGGCCCUAAGGGCAGAAACGUUUUGAUUGAACAGCCAUUUGGGGCCCCUAAGAUCACUAAGGACGGUGUCACGGUGGCCAAGGCUAUCACUUUGGAGGACAAGUUCGAGAACAUGGGCGCGAAGCUUCUUCAGGAGGUUGCCUCCAAGACUAAUGAGGCUGCUGGUGACGGUACCACUUCUGCUACUGUGCUAGGUCGCGCCAUCUUUACUGAAUCAGUGAAGAACGUUGCUGCCGGAUGCAACCCUAUGGACCUGAGAAGAGGCACCCAGGCUGCCGUCGAGAAGGUUAUCGAGUUCCUCAGCGCCAACAAGAAGGAGAUAACCACUUCUGCCGAGAUUGCUCAGGUUGCUACCAUCUCCGCUAACGGCGACGCGCACGUCGGCAAGCUCCUGGCUUCUGCUAUGGAAAAGGUCGGCAAGGAGGGUGUCAUUACUAUCAAGGAGGGUAGAACCCUUGAAGAUGAGCUUGAAGUCACGGAGGGUAUGAGAUUCGACCGUGGUUUCAUUUCGCCAUACUUCAUCACUGACGCAAAGUCCAACAAGGUCGAGUUUGAGAAGCCCCUGCUGCUGCUAAGUGAGAAGAAGAUUUCUUCCAUCCAGGACAUUUUGCCUGCUUUGGAAAUUUCCAACCAGACCAGAAGACCUCUAUUGAUCAUCGCUGAAGACAUCGACGGCGAAGCCCUGGCAGCUUGUAUUUUGAACAAGCUGAGAGGCCAGGUCAAGGUCUGCGCGGUUAAGGCCCCGGGUUUUGGUGACAACAGAAAGAACACAUUGGGCGACAUUGCCAUUCUUUCUGGGGGUACUGUUUUCACCGAGGAGCUUGACUUGAAGCCAGAGAACUGCACAAUUGAGCAGCUUGGUUCUUGUGGGUCUAUCACCAUAACCAAAGAGGACACCGUGAUGCUAAACGGUGACGGCGCCAAGGAGAACAUCUCUGCUAGAAUUGAGCAAAUCAAGAACUCUAUCGACCUAACAACCACUAAUUCUUAUGAGAAGGAGAAGCUGCAAGAGCGUCUUGCCAAGCUUUCAGGCGGUGUGGCUGUCGUAAGAGUUGGCGGUGCCUCCGAAGUUGAAGUUGGUGAAAAGAAGGACCGUUACGACGAUGCUUUGAACGCUACGAGAGCUGCAGUUGAAGAGGGUAUCCUGCCUGGCGGAGGUACUGCCUUGCUGAAGGCUGCCAGAGUUUUGGAUGAAGUCCAGACUGAGAACUUCGACCAGAAAUUGGGUGUGGACAUCAUUAGAAAAGCCAUUACCAGACCAGCUAGAAAGAUAAUUGAGAAUGCUGGCGAGGAGGGCUCUGUUAUCGUUGGCAAAAUCAUCGACGAGUAUGGCAGUGACUUCACUAAGGGCUACAAUGCCGCUAAGAGUGAGUACACCGACAUGUUGGCUGCUGGUAUCAUCGACCCAUUCAAGGUUGUGAGAUCUGGGUUGGUCGACGCUUCCGGUGUUGCCUCCUUGUUGGCUACAACUGAGGUGGCUAUCGUGGAUGCUCCACAGCCACCAAGUGCUGCACCACCAGCUGGUAUGCCUGGUAUGCCUGGUAUGAUGUGA